Messenger RNA from Aspergillus glaucus CBS 516.65, 2454 nucleotides. RefSeq names its product Zn(II)2Cys6 transcription factor. Bases 150 to 2195 code for a protein of 681 amino acids. Lineage: Eukaryota; Fungi; Ascomycota; Eurotiomycetes; Eurotiales; Aspergillaceae. The record is from RefSeq and is a predicted model, not a curated record. Gene Ontology annotation, cellular component: nucleus. Gene Ontology annotation, biological process: regulation of DNA-templated transcription; DNA-templated transcription. The transcript has 4 exons. Gene Ontology annotation, molecular function: DNA binding; DNA-binding transcription factor activity, RNA polymerase II-specific; zinc ion binding.
CGUUGGUAUCUCCGAUCUCCGAAAUACACGGAUUUCGGCACGGAGAUUGUAAAAUGAUUCCAUACACGGAAUAAGAAUGGCGAAUGCAUUGUAACGAUGAAGAAGCUUGGUUAUGAGUACGUUUUGCUGCCGUCAGUGUUGAUGCUACUAUGGUGGCUGAAGGGUCAUUCGGAGACAACAACGAGGAACAGAUGGUUACUACUGGUGCUAGUGAAGGAUUGACUCCAAACCCCAGACCACCUCUCGGGAAGACGGGGCCAACCAAACGUCGAUGGAGAAAACCAAUAAGCUGCGAUCCCUGCCGUCACUCCAAGCUCAAGUGUGACCGCCGGCAGCCCUGUUCCUCGUGUAAACGCCGCAGCUGUGAGGUGUCCUGUGACUAUACGGCCGCCGGCAAGCAGAGCAAGAACCACAUUCAGAAGCAGCAUGUUUCUCCCCAGAAUCGUGGCCCAGAUUAUCACACAACUGGGGGGGUUGGUCCAGCAUCUCCACAGCUUCCUAGUCCCCUGUCUUUGCCCCCAAUAACAGCCUCAAUCGGGACCUCCUCACAUUCCCAGUCGCAUGUUCAGAUCGAGCGGCUCCCCAGCAUAAGUCCGUUCUUCUCAGAGAUAAUUCCAACCAUCCCUGAUGAGCAGCAGCGCCGCCGUCAGUACACCAAUGCCCAUUGGGAUGCUCUCCUGCAGCGACCCAUUGACCAGAUGGAUCAUCCAACUCCGAAAGAAAAGGGGACGGGCGGUUGGCUAGAGAAUCCAUAUUUUCCCUUCCCUCUAGGCCCGAGCGUGUCGAAGGACGAGCUCGUGGCCAUGGUUCCAUCCGAUCACUGCUGUGAUUACCUCGUCACCCAAUAUUUUACGCGCCUGUCCGCAUUGUUUCACAUCCUCCAUGGGCCAACCUUUCAAAAACAGUACAAUGCCUUCCGCCAGGAUCGCUCGAACGUGGAUCUCUCCUGGCUAGCGUUGUUACUGUUGAUCUGCUCAGCGACUCUCAAUACUAUGGGAAUGGACGAUAUACUGCUGGCUGACCUUUGGCCGUUGAAGUUAGAUGCGCAAGAUAUCUCAAGCAUCUCCUACCAGUUCCGCGCUGCUGCCAUGGUCUGCCUGUCACACGACCAGUUCCUGAUUCGGCACAACAUGUCGACCCUCGAGGGACUUCUAAUCCUUAUCUACACGAUUAGUAACAACGAGGGCGUCGAACAGGCCUGGACCCUUCUCGGUCUGGCCCUGAACAUGGCCAUUGCACUGCAAUGUAAUGUCGAUCACGAGGCUCCCUUGCUGAAUUGCAUCGAGAUUCAGCGCCGACGUCGCUGUUGGGCUGGCAUCCUGAUGCUCCAUACCUACCAGGCCAUCUCCUUUCGAGAUGUGGACAUCUCAACCUUCCUCAGUGUGCAAGUCACCAUGCCGGCAGAUGUCAAUGAUGACGACAUUUGCGAAGAUGCUGUCUGCCUCCCCUCCAGUCAGCCUUCUCAAAUGUCCGUCAUGCGAUUCAAAAUCCAGCUUUUUCAGCUGUCGAGCAAGAUCUGUCGGCAUCUCUCGAGUCCGUUGAAAUAUGCCGGGAACACGUUGGCGUUGUUAAAUGAGGCCGUAGCCCAUGAGCAGGAGCAGUGGGACACGGUAUUUCUGUUGGACGGACGACCAAGUGUUUUAGAUACCUCGAGCUAUGCGCACUGGUGCAUUCUGCAACUGUAUGCGCAUCAGCUCUAUCUACUUUUGCAUCGACCCUUCUGCAAAUCUCGCAGCGCGCCAUUCCGAGCCACCUCACGACAGAAAUGCGUUGCCUCUGGGGCUUCCUUGCUGGAAAUCCAUCGCGAGUUCUGUGACCUUCCACGCCUACGCCACUACCACUGGCUGGUAUAUGGGAUGACGAGCUUUUAUGCCAUUCACGGUGCGCUGGCCCUUGCCUCCUGCCUGCUCGAUGACCCGAAUACCUUCGACAUGGCCUACCGCACCGCCUUCAACGCGGCAGUGGCACGCUUCGAUCAACUGCAGGCCCACAGUAAGAUCUGUGCAAAGGCUGGCCCGAUCCUGCAUCAUCUACAAACACUGCUGUCCACCGACCCAUACCAAUGCCCCAACCCCCUGGACUACGACUUUGGAACGACCUUUGACGACUGGAUUGAUGGGGUGCAGUGGUUGAAUCCAGAGUCAAUUGACUGGGACUUUUGGAAUGAUAUAUUAAACGCGGAAAACGACGGGUAAUCCGGUGUAUCUUGGCCAUCAGUCCCCAUCUCACUUACCAUAAUUCUUGUAGCAAGCGCAUUGCUAGUCUGGGAGCUUCUCUGCUGGCACGCACAUGCCAGUGUCUGCGUCAUUUGGGUAAAAACGUUUAGAUUGUGCUCCGUUCCAGUGACUUGUUCCGCUGAGUUUCUAUUAAAUUUCCAGUUCUUCUUUCAUUCUACACUCUGCAGGGUUUAAACACGUACUAUAUGCAUUCCAUGAUUUAGACAUUACUCUCCGC